Messenger RNA from Dioscorea cayenensis subsp. rotundata (Guinea yam), 794 nucleotides. RefSeq lists its product as uncharacterized. The transcript is spliced from 7 exons. NCBI's taxonomy places the organism in Eukaryota, Viridiplantae, Streptophyta, Magnoliopsida, Dioscoreales, Dioscoreaceae. The record is from RefSeq and is a predicted model, not a curated record. Bases 23 to 628 code for a protein of 201 amino acids.
UCUUAAAAAAAAAGGGGAGAAAAUGGCGAUUGCUUCGUCUCUGCAUGCGAUCUCUCCGAUGGCGAAGAACUUCGGAGAUGGCCCUCGAUUGAAACAAACUCGUUCGAUCACUACUCGAUUUCGAGCAAGCUCUGAUACCCCCGUCCCUGAUUUCCUCUCUUCCGAUUGGUUUGAAUCCCGAAGGAAAAGGCCCUUUGGACCGCGGCUGAAUAUUAGUGCAGAGGAAGCUGUUCAAUGCCAGCUGGAUGCAUUGAAAUACAAUGACCAACCUCGCCCGGACUAUGGAGUGGAGGUCAUGUAUCGGUUUGCUGGAUUCGAUCCUUUCGAAAGAUCAACCUAUUUUGGGCCUUUCUUUGAUUUGGGACAGUUUGAACGGUUUAGAAGAAUUUUCCAUCAUUCGACUUAUCGAGUUCUUCUUUGCCACAAGGAAAGGAAGAUCUUAAGCAGUUUGUGGGUGCAAGAGGAUCGAUUCAAACAAAGAGUAUGGAUACAAGGAGCCCGUCCGGAAGAAGAAGAGGUCUUCGAAUUUACAAUGUUUCAGAGGGUUGGCGGUUCUUGGGAUGGAUACUGGUUAACAGAGAGUUUGAUUCAUGAUGGUGAUGGAUUUUCUGGUGGAGUUGCUUACUGAUGAUGCAUCUAAAUCAGUCCUUCUAAAUGUAUACAUACAUACAUAGUACAUACAUACAUAUAUACAUACAUAUACACACUACAAUUGAAUGUUGUAAAUAUGACUCAUGGUUGUGUUUAUAAUUCUAUGUAGAUAUUGUUCAAAUAAAGAAAUUAUUUAACGCUAA